ACUUCCAGUGCCAGUCAGGAUGGCUUCUGUGAGGAUCCGAGAGGCCCAGGAAGGAGACUGUGGAACAAUCCUAAGACUGAUCCGGGAACUUGCAGAAUAUGAGAAACUCGUUGAUCAGGUGAAGAUCACUGAAGAAGCUCUGAGAGCAGAUGGCUUUGGAGAAAACCCUUUCUAUCACUGUCUGGUGGCAGAGUUCCUUCCUGGCCCCGAGGAGCCAAAAGGACCCUGUGUGAUUGGCUAUGGAUUAUACUAUUUUAUCUAUAGCACAUGGAAGGGACGAAACAUUUAUCUGGAAGACAUCUACGUGAUGCCAGAGUAUCGGGGUCAAGGAAUUGGUUCCAAAAUAAUCAAAAAGGUGGCUAAGGUAGCUCUUGAUAAGGGCUGUUCCCAGUUCCGCCUGGCGGUUCUGGACUGGAACAAGAAGGCCAUGGAUUUGUAUAAGACCCUGGGAGCCCACGACCUGACUGAAGCCGAGGGCUGGCAUUCCUUUCGCUUUGAAGGAGAAGCACUGAAGGCAUUGGCAGUGGGGGUUGUCAUUCCUUGAGGUUCUCCUUUUAGUCUCUAGCUAAUUCAAGCACUCCCCGGAGAUUUAUCUCCCCCGAGACCUCUCUGAAGGAAAAGGAUGUGGGUGAAUAUUCCUGAAACUACAGAAAACAGAAUUGGUGGGGAGCUUUCUGAUCCCUGGUAGCAGGUGAAAAAUAAAAUAAGAAUUAUUCUGUC
Molecule: messenger RNA, 720 nt
Organism: Suncus etruscus (white-toothed pygmy shrew)
Lineage: Eukaryota; Metazoa; Chordata; Mammalia; Eulipotyphla; Soricidae
Gene: SAT2
Product: spermidine/spermine N1-acetyltransferase family member 2
Exons: 6
Coding region: 20-544 (174 amino acids)
Molecular function (GO): N-acetyltransferase activity
Source: RefSeq, a predicted model, not a curated record